Molecule: messenger RNA, 767 nt
Organism: Miniopterus natalensis
Lineage: Eukaryota; Metazoa; Chordata; Mammalia; Chiroptera; Miniopteridae
Gene: HCFC1R1
Product: host cell factor C1 regulator 1
Source: RefSeq, a predicted model, not a curated record
CCCUCCCCCACCCCGCCGAACAGCUCCGCCUUGCUGCGGCCCGCCACCGGUCUUCCGCGCAGCACGGCCUCUCGCCGCUGCGCGCGCCUAAAGCCACACCUCUCGCGUGUCGCCACGCCCUUGGAGCUCCGCCCCUGUCGCCGGGAUUCCACCCCGCAGGACUCCGAACCCCAAUGAUCCUUCAGCAGCCCCUGGAACGAGGUCCCCCGAGUCGGGCCCAGCGCGACUCGCGGGCUGCCUUGGGGGCGCCCCGGGGCCUGGACGCGAGGGAGCCCCUGCGCAAGCAGUUCCUAUCCGAGGAGAAUAUGGCCACCCACUUCUCUCGACUCAGCCUGCAUAAUGACCACCCUUACUGCAGCCCCCCCUUGGCUUUCUCACCAUCUCUGCCUGCACUCAGGAGCCCUUGCUCUGAACUGCUGCUCUGGCGCUACCCUGGAAACCUGAUCCCUGAGGCCCUGAGGCUGCUGAGGCUGGGGGACACCCCUACCUCCCACUACCCUGCAACCCCAGCUGGGGAAAUAAUGGAUCUCUGAGUGCUGGCAGGCAGCGCACCUGCCCACCCUCCUUCUCCCCCACAACAGGGGAGACUAACACCCCCGUGAAGGGACCAGCUACCCUGCUUUUCCGCCAUACUAGGCCUUUGAGCACCAAGACCUUCCCCCAACAGAGGAAGACACUGAGCCUGGGGUAGGAGGGGCAGUAGCAUGGAAAGGGAGGCAUUCUCCCCCACCCCCCAGAACUGAAUAAAGAUUGCCGAGCAGAUGAUA